Molecule: messenger RNA, 1053 nt
Organism: Scomber japonicus (chub mackerel)
Lineage: Eukaryota; Metazoa; Chordata; Actinopteri; Scombriformes; Scombridae
Gene: gnat1
Product: guanine nucleotide binding protein (G protein), alpha transducing activity polypeptide 1
Exons: 8
Coding region: 1-1053 (350 amino acids)
Biological process (GO): adenylate cyclase-modulating G protein-coupled receptor signaling pathway
Cellular component (GO): heterotrimeric G-protein complex
Molecular function (GO): G-protein beta/gamma-subunit complex binding; GTPase activity; GTP binding
Source: RefSeq, a predicted model, not a curated record
AUGGGGGCUGGAGGAAGCGCCGAGGACAAGCGCUCCAGGGAGCUGGAGAAGAAGCUAAAGGAGGAUGCCGACAUUGAUGCAAGAACCGUCAAGCUGCUGCUGCUAGGUAAAGUCGAAUCAGGCAAAAGCACUAUUGUCAAACAGAUGAAAAUUAUCCACAAAGAUGGUUACUCACUUGAAGAGUGCUUGGAGUUCAUUGCCAUCAUCUACAGCAAUACCCUGCAGUCCAUCAUGGCCAUUGUGAAGUCUAUGGGCACACUCAAUAUCAACUUUGGCCAUCAAGAUCAGGCGGAUGAUGCCAGAAAGCUCAUGCAUCUUGCAGACACCAUUGAGGAAGGUACAAUGCCCAAAGAACUGGCAGACAUCAUUUUGCGCUUGUGGAAGGACUCUGGCAUUCAGGCGUGCUUUGACAGAGCCUCAGAGUACCAACUCAACGACUCUGCUGGAUACUACCUGAAUGACUUGGAGCGACUGGUCCAGCCAGGCUAUGUGCCCACUGAGCAGGAUGUGCUGCGAUCAAGAGUGAAGACCACUGGUAUCAUCGAGACCACAUUUUCCUUCAAAGAUCUCCAUUUCAGAAUGUUUGAUGUGGGUGGCCAGAGGUCAGAGAGGAAGAAGUGGAUUCAUUGUUUUGAAGGUGUGACCUGUAUCAUUUUCAUUGCUGCUUUGAGCGCCUACGACAUGGUGCUGGUGGAGGAUGAUGAAGUGAAUCGAAUGCAUGAGAGUCUGCACUUGUUCAACAGUAUCUGCAACCACCGCUACUUUGCUGCCACCUCCAUUGUACUCUUCCUCAACAAGAAAGAUGUGUUCACUGAGAAGAUCAAGAAAGCUCAUCUCAGCAUGUGCUUCCCUGAAUAUGAUGGCCCCAACACUUAUGAGGAUGCCGGUAACUACAUCAAAUUGCAGUUCUUGGACCUGAACCUGCGCCGAGAUAUCAAAGAAAUCUACUCUCACAUGACCUGUGCCACAGACACAGAGAACGUCAAGUUUGUGUUUGACGCUGUAACCGACAUCAUCAUCAAAGAAAACCUGAAAGAUUGUGGUCUCUUCUAA